This is a messenger RNA of Penaeus indicus, 1031 nucleotides long. It is a transcript of the gene eIF2Balpha, whose product is annotated as translation initiation factor eIF2B subunit alpha-like. The record is from RefSeq and is a predicted model, not a curated record. The transcript is spliced from 7 exons. Gene Ontology annotation, molecular function: translation initiation factor activity; guanyl-nucleotide exchange factor activity. Bases 63 to 983 code for a protein of 306 amino acids. Lineage: Eukaryota; Metazoa; Arthropoda; Malacostraca; Decapoda; Penaeidae. Gene Ontology annotation, biological process: translational initiation. Gene Ontology annotation, cellular component: eukaryotic translation initiation factor 2B complex.
GUUUACAUCAGCCCGCAGGUGAAGCAAGGAAACGGGGACUUCGCUAAUUCCAGCUGGGCAAGAUGAAGCCUUUUGAUAUUUCAACAUACUUUUUAGAAGAAAUAUCCAAGGAUGAGGAUAUGUCCCCUGCCAUUGCGGCUAUGAAGGCCUUAACCGAGUCUCUGCGUAUGGAUGACUCAACAACAUUGCAGGAAUUCAUUGAAAAGAUGAAGGUAGCUCGAGAAACCUUGAGUAGGACAGACAUUUCAGUAGUGUCUGUGUCAUCAGGAUGUGAACUUUUCAUGAGAUUCAUCACACUUUCACACUUGGAGCUGGAACAAGCGACAGAUUUUGCUUCUUGUCGUGAAAUUCUACUGAGGAGAGGUGAAGACUUUGUGAGCAGCAUGCAGGAGAGCCGUAAAAAGAUCCUCCGUUCCAGCCACAACUUAAUCAAGGAUGGCAUGGUGAUCCUGACUCAUUCUAAAUCACGAAAUGUCUUGGCUGUGAUGGCAGAAGCAGCAAGACAGGGGAGACAGUUUAAGGUUUUUGUUACUGAAUCACAACCAGAUUGCUCUGGAAAGAGAAUGGCAGAAGACCUGAGAGCUGCAGGCAUACCAUGCACAGUGAUUUUAGAUGCUGCCGUGGGCUAUGUAAUGGAGCAAGUAACGAUGGUUAUGUUGGGUGCAGAAGGUGUGUGUGAAAAUGGAGGAAUUAUUAACAAGAUUGGCAGUUACUCUUUAGCAACUCUGGCCCACAUGAAACACAAACCUGUUUAUGUGUUGGUAGAGAGUUACAAGUUUCUUCGAACCAUCCCUCUCAACAAUGCUUCUCUCCCGAAAUCUUACUUGUAUAAAUCAUCAGUUCUGAAUUCCGGUGAAGACUUGAUACCAGAACACCCCCUUGUAGACUACACACCUCCAGAUAACAUAACUCUCCUGUAUACAGACCUGGGGGUGUUACCAACUUCUGCUAUUACAGAGCAUCUCAUUAAAUUGUACACAUAAGAAUAGGUAGUUAUUUUUUGGAGCGAUUUAUUAAAAUGUCUUGAUUUC